This is a messenger RNA of Rhopalosiphum padi (bird cherry-oat aphid), 1089 nucleotides long. Its product is annotated as dynein axonemal heavy chain 10-like. Lineage: Eukaryota; Metazoa; Arthropoda; Insecta; Hemiptera; Aphididae. The record is from RefSeq and is a predicted model, not a curated record. Bases 1 to 1089 code for a protein of 362 amino acids. The transcript has 5 exons.
AUGUCGGUUAUAACUAGUUCUAUGAACUAUAUAGCUAAAGCACUAAACUUGAUCGAAAAAACUUGUUUUGAUUUAGAAAUUGAUGGCCAUGAGCACAUGCGUUUAUUGUAUAAAAAAUAUGAGAAAGCGCUAUACGAUGCUUUUAUUGGAAUGGUCCGUAACAAUUGUAAAGCGUACAAAAAUAUAUUGAACGGUAAUCGCGUAACCUUUAUGAUUUACGGACAGCUGAUCGAUGAUAAAUUUACUCUUGUUCCCAAUAUCAACACUGUACAUGCCACGUUGACCAAGGCCAUGAACGAUAUGUUUAACCGAUUGAAAUCCGUGCCUAGAUGGCUGAGAACCACUAAUAUUUUGUGUCCGUUCAUGAAUAGCAUGGGGACUGAUGAAUCGCAUCUACCCUAUACGUAUUACUCUCACGUGAUGAAAUGCGAGGACGUAUACAACAUAAAAAAAGAAUGUUCUAAUACGAUUGCAAUACUUAUCAACCGGUUGAAAAUAACAAUGCUGAAGUUUGAAGGAUUCGGCUUCAUGUACGAAAAACGAAAUAAAUUAAUAAUUGAUCAGUUCAUUGAAACAAAUCCGACACUGGCUGAUUACGGAGAGAAGUUGAAAUAUUUUUCCACUCUAUCGACCCGUGUUGAAUGCGAGUUGUAUAUAGACUAUGGCUGUGUUCGAAUCGACAUUUCCGAAUAUAUCACUGUGCUACGGGAACGAUGUGAUUUUUGGCAUUCAGUUUAUGCGAAUCAAUUAAUACUUGAAUGCAACGAUAUUAUGGCGAAGUUUUCACAAAGGAUGGUGAUAUUGGAAAAAAAAUUAAAUAAUCAUUUUCGAAAUUGCCAAGGACUCGAUAUUGUAGAAAAGGCUGUUAAAAAAAUCAGACAAACGGUAUUUCGUGCCGAUUCCACAUUUCACGAAAUACAUAAUCGGUUUCAUUUCAUGAUGCGGCAUAAAAUAACUAUACCAAAUUAUCUAUUGAAUAAUUUCAAAGAUGUACAAAAUAAUUGGCAGAUUUUGUGCAAAGAUGCAUUAAGCCGAAGCUUAUGUUUUGAAAAUGCAAAAACAGGUCUUGUUACGAUUAAUAGCUUAUAA